AUGUGGAAUCCACCAGAGUUCAUUCUUGAAGCUGCUUCUUCAAACCCACAAGAAAAGUCACUGCUGGACUCCAGCCCCAGGGCCCAAGACCUCAGGACCCAAGACCUCAGGACCCAAGACCUCAGGACCCAAGACCUCAGGACCCAAGACCUCAGGGCCCAAGACCUCAGGACCCAAGACCUCAGGGCCCAAGACCUCAGGACCCAAGACCUCAGAGCCCAAGACCUCAAGGCCCAAGACCUCAGAGCGACACAAGAGAACCAGGAGCUGGAGCUGGUGGUGCCGCUGUCCUUCAGAGAGAUGAACCUGGUGAAAGGGCAGCGCUACAGUCUGAUGCAGCUCAUACAAGUGUUCCAUCCAGCGCUGGAAAAACAGACUCUCUCUCCACACUCUCUGUCCGUCUCUAAACUCCUCUUCAUCUUAGACGGCCUGGACGAGAGCAGACUGGGUCUGGACUUUGACUGUGAGCUCAUCUCUGAGGUUGCGGGGGGUGGGGGGCGACGACGUCGGGGGGGGGGGGUGGGUCGGGGGGGGGGGGGGGAGGGGGGGGGGGGGGGGGGGGGGGGGGGGGGGGUGGGGGGGGGGAUGGGGGGGGGGGGGGGUCCAAAUAGAGUGGGGGUGGGGGUGAGGGGGGGGGGGGGGGGGGUGACAGGGGGAGGGGGAGGGAAGGAGGGGGGGGUACGGGGGGGGGGGGGGGUGGUGGGGGGGGGGGGUGUGGUUGAGGGUGAGGUGGUGGGGGGGGGGGUGGGGGGAGGGGGGGGCGAGGGGUGCACAGUGGGGGUGGGGGGGUUGGGGGGGUAG
This is a messenger RNA of Knipowitschia caucasica, 801 nucleotides long. Lineage: Eukaryota; Metazoa; Chordata; Actinopteri; Gobiiformes; Gobiidae. The record is from the annotation of a GenBank genome assembly.